UUUUUUUUUUUUUUACCCCGGUGACCGUUGAAGGCGCCCAGGGGGGUCCUGAGAGUUCGAAGACAGAAGCCGUCCAAUCAGAUAGCAGGGCUGGGCAGGCGCUCUGUUUGAGUGGCUGAUUGACGGCCUGCGCCCAGAGGACGGGCGGCUUGAGGAGAUGACGGUCGAGCGGUGAGGAGAGCAGCGGCGGUUCGGAAGGGCGGCUAUGGAUGGUCCCGGAAAAAGGCUGGCUCAGCUGGCCGUGCAGCAACAUCUCCGAGCCGCCUACGGGAUCAAGCUGAAGAAUCGCACCGGGAAGAGGAAAGCGUCCAGGUCGACGGUCGCGGGAGAGGGAAAAGUAUUUGGAAUACCUCUUCAAGAAUUACCUCAAGUUGUAUGUGAAUAUGGAAAUAUACCUUGCUUUUUAGUUGAGGCUUGUCAAUACUUGGAAGAACAUAUUCAAAUAGAGGGGCUCUUCAGAAAAUCUGGAUCAGUUGUUCGCUUAAAAACUUUAAAGAAUAAAGUGGAUAAAGGUGAAAAUUGCCUAUCCAGUGCACUACCAUGUGAUGUUGCAGGACUUUUGAAGCAGUUCUUCAGAGAAUUGCCUGAGCCAAUCCUUCCAUAUCAUCUGCAAGAAGCUCUUAUUAAGGCCCAGAAGUUAGACAGCGAGGAGCGGAAUUCUGCUACACUACUCAUCUCCUGCCUUGUAAAUGAGGAAAUAAUUGAAACUCUCAGAUAUUUCUUCCAGUUUCUCAAAAAAGUGUCUCUAAGAUCUGCUGAGAACAAGAUGGAUAGUUGUAAUCUAGCAGUAAUUUUUUCUCCAAAUCUCUUGCAAUCAAGUGAAAUUGAAAAAAUAUCUGUACACACAGAGAAGAAACUCCGCUUGCAGGCUGGAGUUCUGCAGACAUUGAUUGAUCAUGCAGAAGAAAUAGGACAAAUACCAAAGUUUAUCCUGCAAAAAAUACCAUCCAUACUUGGCAUUGAUGAUUCUGCUUCUACCCCUGUACUCCAUGAUGAUCAAGAAAGCGAAAUUGAAACUCCCUCUGAACACUUGAGAAGGAGACGGCAGAGCAUAGGAGAUAUUGUUAGUGGAGCUCUGAAUAAACUUAAAUCUAACAGAACACCCUCCACUACUCCACAGAGAGACCAAUGUGUCUUUUCAUCAAUGACUCCAGUGAUGGUUACUCCAAAUUGUAAGCGUAAAUAUCCUGCUGAUUCUUGUCAACGCUUAUCUAGCAAGAAAAGGCGAUCUGUUGGACAUAGCAUGGGUCCUGAAAUGCUACCAAAUACCCUUUUUAACAUUAGCUUAACACCUGGAUCAGCUCCAUUUGAAGAUAGCCCUUUUGUGUCUCUGGAUACAUCUCAAGCUUCAUUAUCUACCUCAGCUACUUGUGAGAAAUCUCUCUCUACUGUAAGAAGUCGAAGGAGCAAAAGGAUUGCCAAUAAAAAAGUACAAAGAGUUGAAUCUGGAAAAACAGGUUGUUUUUCUCCUAAAAUCAGCCGGAAAGAAGUGGUACGCAGGUCAUUACGAUUGAAGUUCAUUCUUGGAAGAAGCAACAGACAGAAUACUGUAGUGGAGCAUGAAGGUAACCACAGAGCUGAAAGCAUUGGUCACCGACUUGCUGGUCAUCAAGAUAAAGAAAAUGGAGUGGGAACUAUGAAGACUGCAACAUUGUUAAGCCCAAGUGUUGGUUUGAAAAACAUCAGCAAGUCAGAAGAAAAUUUACAAAUACCAAGCCAUCAUACUGCAGCAAACUAUCGAAUGUCUUGGAUUGGUCCUGCAACCACAGACUCUCAGGAGACCAGAAUUUCAUUAAUGGGAUGUCCUGAAACAGAAAUCUCUUCUUCCGAAACUGCUUCUGCCAAUAGAAAGCCAUUAGUUAUUCCUAUUGAGCCCAUGUUUGCAAAUAGUGAAUGUGAUAGCAAUAAAAAAAAAACAUCUUUUUUUGAGGAUGAAAAUAAUUUAACUGAACACAUGCUACUGAGAAUUAAGAAAGCGUUUUCUGAAUCUGGAAGCAACCUUCAUGAUUUAUAUGAAAUGGAGCCUUCAACAUCAAAUGUAUUAAAAUUCAAGAACCCAGAACUUAAAUUGAACGAUUUCUUUAAAACAACAGAUAAGACAGUAGAUGUUAAGGAGGAACCUCAGUUUGCAAAAUCAGUCACUAAAUCGAAUACCAUUGAUCAGGUCAAUGCUAUUAAUGGACUCCUCUUCCAAAAUAAUAAGAGUGAUCAUCCAGUUCAUAUUUUAAAUCAAAGUGAUGAAUUAGAAGAAGUAGACCAGUUGAUUACAUCUCAUGUUAUUCAAUUAAAUAAUGUAAAUAAUGUGCAGAAGGAGAUAGUGGAAUCAAAUAAGCAAUUUAUCUGUCCAAAAAAGAAAUCUAAAUACUGUAAUUCAAAGAAAGAGACCUCUUUCUCAGAAGGUGGAGAUAAAAAUGACCAACUGUUUCUUGAAACGGAAUCCUAUGACAAAUCUAAAUCUUCCCCUUCAGGAAAAGUGGCUGAUCAUAUACAUUGGUUCAACAAACUUUCAUUAAACGAAUCACAUUCUGCAACCAGAAGAAAGCCAGUGCUUAGAUUUCAACGUACCCCAGUCCGUCAAUCUGUAAGGAGAAUAAAUUCCCUCUUGGAAACUCAUAAACAGUCAGUUACUUGUAAACAAGCUGGUGAUGGCUGCACUUCUCUUGCUAAAUCAGUGAGCUACGAAACUGCAUUGUCUUCCUAUGCAGUAACUACAGACAAUUCACUGACAAAUUCACUACCUUCUAAACUUACAUGCAAAGAAAAACAUGAUGAGUUGGCUCUCUUUCCUAAAUCCUAUCCUCAUUUGAUAUAUCCAUCAGAGCAAACCAUCAAAGAAACGUUUAAUAAUAAUUCCAAAUCUGUCCUUGAGGACUUAACUAACCAUGAAGCACCAAAAACUAUUGUGAAAACGAACACAAGCUUAAAUGCUUCAGUGGGUACACCUGAUAAAUAUGUUCUCAGGAAAACGGCAGGAACAAAGUCUCGGUAUAGAGGAUCACCCAAAAACCCAAUCCCCACAACAAAACUUCUUCCAAUUGUCAAGCCUCUUGAUUUAUAAUGGUUUGAUCCCAGCCAUAUUUCUGUGCUCUUAUAUCUAAGCUUGUAAAUGUAGAACUGAAAAUGUUGGAUCCAGAAUCGGUUCUCCUUGAAGACCUUAUUCACAGACAGAUCCCACUGGUGGAAGCUUUUGGUGUCAUUUUCCCUUACCCUGAAGUCACUUAUGCUUCCCCAGAUCUGCACAGGACUGUACUCCAGAACAGUAAAGCAAAUGCUGCUGUGUUGUGCAGGGGGAAAAAGAACAUUUUGAGUGGAACUCCACUCAAGACAAUUUUCCUGCUGGCAAAAAAGCUCAAUCCAAGCUUUUAUCUUUCUUUAAAUUGUCUUAAGUGUGUCUCUUGAAUUUAUUUGGGACUGAAACUUGAAGUUCUGUUGAGCGAAUGAAGCUUGAAUAAGUUCUGCUGAGUAGCAUUUAUUUCAAGAGCCCUAAUUUUGGUACUUGUUUUUAAGUUUUACCAAAUUUUAUGAAUGAGAACCUGGAAGUUGACUGUAACUUAACUCAGAGAUAAACAGUUAAAGGAUUGGUUUCUAGAAAACAAAAAGCUUAAUACUACAUUUGCAAAAUACUUAAUUUAGGGAUUAAGUUUCACAAAUGUGCCGUGCUUUUUUAUAAUAUUUGGUUAUCUAGAAGGCUUGUAUUUGUAAAAUUUAUUUCUGGGAGUGGUAAUUUAGGUCCUCUAUGACAACAGCAAAUGUACUUUAUCCAUACUUUGGACAGGUGCACUUUUUUGUAGACUCAAACAAAUGGUGACUUAGUAGAAUGUUAGGUACAUGUAUCAAAUCAUCACACGUUUUACAAUUGGAGUGGAGAUGUAUUGAGAAUUCUAGCACAGCAAAUGGAAGAAUGUUCCAGAGCUGCUGAAUGGAUGUUAUUGUCUUAUGUUCUUUACUGGGGAGAGGGGGUUUAGAAGGUAGUGAAAGAACUUGCUAGUUCUUUUUUUUUAUGACUGUACUAUAAUAUAGGAUAUUGUAUAAUUCAUAUGUGAUUGAGAUACAUUGUAUAAAGCCAUACUGUUUAGAUGCACAGCAUUUUGAUCAAGUUGCCCUAUUGAAAUGAUUCAUAAUUGUUGUAUACUAUAUAUAAAUUAUUUAAAUUUGAAAUAGAGUUUUAGUAUAGUUUGGGGAGAAGAAUGCUAAAAACUCUUACCUCUGAAAUAAAAAAAGCUUAAUUUUUUUUUCUA
This is a messenger RNA of Pantherophis guttatus, 4238 nucleotides long. It is a transcript of the gene ARHGAP11A, whose product is annotated as Rho GTPase activating protein 11A. Lineage: Eukaryota; Metazoa; Chordata; Lepidosauria; Squamata; Colubridae. The record is from RefSeq and is a predicted model, not a curated record. Gene Ontology annotation, biological process: signal transduction. Gene Ontology annotation, molecular function: GTPase activator activity.